Molecule: messenger RNA, 3938 nt
Organism: Oncorhynchus kisutch (coho salmon)
Lineage: Eukaryota; Metazoa; Chordata; Actinopteri; Salmoniformes; Salmonidae
Product: ras-related protein Rab-6B
Exons: 7
Coding region: 25-552 (175 amino acids)
Molecular function (GO): GTP binding; GTPase activity
Source: RefSeq, a predicted model, not a curated record
AAGACGUCUCUGAUCACGAGGUUCAUGUAUGACAGCUUUGACAACACAUAUCAGGCCACAAUCGGAAUAGACUUCCUGUCAAAAACGAUGUACUUGGAGGACCGAACGGUGAGGUUGCAGCUGUGGGACACGGCUGGACAGGAGCGCUUUAGGAGCCUCAUUCCCUCCUACAUACGAGACUCUACUGUGGCCGUGGUGGUUUAUGAUAUUACAAAUGUGAACUCCUUCCAACAAACGUCCAAAUGGAUCGACGAUGUCAGAACAGAGAGAGGGAGUGAUGUCAUUAUCAUGCUAGUUGGCAACAAAACAGACUUGGGAGACAAGAGGCAGAUCACCAUAGAAGAAGGAGAACAGCGGGCCAAGGAGCUCAGCGUCAUGUUUAUUGAGACCAGUGCCAAGACAGGCUACAACGUCAAACAGCUGUUUCGGCGUGUGGCGUCUGCCCUUCCCGGGAUGGAGAGCAUGCAGGAGACGAGCAAGGAGGGAAUGAUUGACAUCAAGAUGGACAAACCGCAGGAGCCUCCGACCACUGAAGGCGGGUGCUCCUGUUGAUCCUGAUUGGAAGUGUUCAUCUACACCACUUGCUUGUGUUACUUCCUAUUGGUUAGCCUCCACUUGAGUUUUCAGAUUAGAAAUCUGGUCUUUUCAUCUAAAUAUUGGUUAUCAGUUGGAAACUAUCGUUAUACACGUAAAACAUUGUACUUUAUUAACAAAUAAUGCCAAAAGAAAAGUCUUUAAAAUUAUUACAAUGGUCAUAAUCAGGAACAAAAAAUGUCCCUUAACAUGUCAAAUUAUACUUUGUUUUUGUAAAAGUAGAACGUUUCCCUUUUUGUAUUUUUGUAAUGUUAAAGACAUAAAAAGACACAGACAACCACUCCUCUUGGUUUAGAGGCUCAAAUGGCACCCUGUUGUUCCCUAUAUAGUGCACAAAUAAAGCCCUGGUAAGUGCACUCUGAAGGGAAUAGGGUGUCAUUGUGAUGGAAGGAAAGAGAUGAAUUGGAAUACACCAUCUCUAAUGGUUAGAGAGGGCAAACUGACCGGUAACUUUUCACUGAAUAUCUAAUGCCUGCAUGCCAAUUAUUAUUAUUAUUUUAUAUAUAUAUAUAUAUAUAUAUUAUUUUUAGGUUGGCCUAUUAAUGUGCUGUCUGCUGAUGUACACCGUUUGGAUAUGAAAAUGCUCUUAACCUACACAUUUUUUCACUCAUUUAUUUUUGUCUUCAUAAAAUGCUGUGAUUGAAGCUGGAUUUGAAUAGUGUGUGUGUGUGUGUGUGUGUGUGUAAAUGUACGCUUUCUAUAUAAGACACUGUAGAAUGCAACCAUCCAUUGAGGGCAGCUGCCAAACUGCGUCCUCACAGGGGGCCCAUGUUCUAGCUGGUUAUCACAACUGUAGAGGGGCUUAGGUUUGCCGCGUCACUCCUCCUAGCUGCUGUUGUUGCGGCUGCACUGUGUCAUACUAUCUACUAUGGUAUUGUGGUUAGGUGUUUGUCCCAAAGAGCACCCUACUCCUUAUACAGUGGACUACUUUUGGACCAGGCCAAAACAGGGAAUAGAGCAGAGUGGACAGAAGAUAGGUCUGCAGAAAGCUUACCCCUCGCCUCCUAAACAGUAACUAAAAUAAAAUAAAAUAUUUUUUUAAACUCAUCCUUUUAUGCUUUAUAUGAAGUUCCCCUCCACUGUUUCUGUUCUGUAAAAAUAAAAAAAAAAGAAGCUCGUCAUUCAACACAUAAACAAGUUGUAACAGUUCCCUCGUCCUAGCCUGAGGGCCAGUCUGUUUGUGUUAUCAUGCCAACUCCCUGUCACUCAUUGUCAUGCCAAUUGACAGUCAUGGAGUAAACAAGAGCACAGGGGGGGGGAUCAGGCUAUCCUGGUAUCUGGUAACAGUUACACGUUUCUGUCAAAUAAAUCAAGAACAAAUGACUCAUUUGCACAUGUAGACCUUUCAGGUUAUUUUGAAGUUGUUCCCAGAGGCCUCGGUUCCUGUCUGUUAUUCCCUUUUUAUGUACUUUGCGUUUUUCUGACUUUAAACUUGAAGCUGCACUAUGUACUUUUUUUUGUUGCAUGACGGGACAAAAUACAAAAUAGAAAUGUGUAUUAUAGAUCUUUCGUUUUCAUUGAAAGCAAGUGCGAAGAAGUGGUAGAUCUGUUCUAUGUGCCCUAUUUCUAUGCUUCCCGUUUUUAAAGUUUCGUUUUUGUAUUUUUUUUUUUACUUUCGGUUUUUGUACACGAGCUUCAAACUGCUGAAAAUACAAUAUUUUGGGUUAUUGAAAAUAUAUUUCACAGCGGUUUAGAUGGUACAAUUAUUAUUUACAUUACACUUGAUUGCCUACUUUAAGUUUAUAUGUGACAAAACAAACUAUUAAAAUUGUAGUAACCAGAAAUUGUGGAGCAUUUCUGCGUAGUGUGUCUUUAAGCAUGAGAACAGGUCUAUUCGUUUUGGGUGGAGAUGAAAUGAAGAAAUGAAGGUGUGUCUACUGUUACACCAGAUUCUGACCGUAAUUUACUCCCUCAUAAUUCCACCACCGUUACACACCCGGAAAUUCGAGCAAACAUACCGGUUCCAAGCGGGAAAAACAUCAUUUUAUUUUUUUCCUGAUUAGAAAUAACACCCCUCUCCACGCUGUAAUUUACUACUCGAUAAGAGAUAUUGAUAACAGCUAGCUAAAGGAGUCAUCCGUUUGGAAAAGGGAAUUGUAGAUAUAAAUGAUACUUGGUUUAUAUGUAUUUUACCUUGUAAACUCUGGAGACAAAUGUUAAACCCAGUCUCAUAGCAGCAAACUAAAGUAUAUCAGCUUUCCCACGGUAAAGUUCAUGAAAAGCUGUGCCAUUAUGCAGAAUUUAAGUUGUGCCGCCUUUAAACUCGCGAAUGUAUUAAUUGUAGUCUAUCCCGACAUUCUCUGUUUCCUGUUUCUAUCUUGUUAAAUAUUAGUCACUAUCCGUAUCGACCGUCAGUAGUCCUAAUAACAACACACGUGUUUUGUAUUACUGCCAAUUUACUGUUCGUUCCCUUUCAGUUGGUAUUGACUAUAGUAUCAUUCUAUUUCAUUCCAUUGUUUCGUUUAGCUCCAUUUGUUUCCUCUGUAAGCUCCGUCACCGCCAUGUGGUUGUUGCCGAGGAUCGUUAGUAACGGUUAAUAAUAUAUCAAAAUUUAAAAACAGACAUAUAGGCUAAUUAAAUCGCUAUGGAGUGGAGAGCAAAACAAUUAAUAAUAAUGAUAGAAAAAUAUACAAAAAAAAAUUAAAUACUAAAAAUAAAUAAAUUAAAACAUUUCAAUACAAAUGGAGUGGAGUGCAAAAAAAAUAAUAUACAAGAUACAAAAAUAUAUUUUAAAUAAAAAAAUAAAAUACUACAAUUAAAAUUUCAAUUAAAACAUUUUAACAAACAUGAAGUGGAAUGCAGACCAAGCCGUAACAGUUUGAACCUGAUGUCAUCACAAAGUUCCAUGACGGGGUAUCGCCUACGAUGUGUACACUAUUCUCCCUGUUAUAACAGUUCCAUGGUUAGAGCAGGUAGUAGAUGGGGGUAUCGCCUACGAUGUGUACACUAUUCUCCCUGUUAUAACAGUUCCAUGGUUAGAGCAGGUAGUAGAUGGGGGUAUCGCCUACGAUGUGUACACUAUUCUCCCUGUUAUAACAGUUCCAUGGUUAGAGCAGGUAGUAGAUGGGGGUAUCUCCUACAAUGUGUACACUAUUCUCCCUGUUAUAACAGUUCCAUGGUUAGAGCAGGUAGUAGAUGGGGGUAUCGCUUACGAUUUGUACACUAUUCUCCCUGUUAUAACAGUUCCAUGGUUAGAGCAGGUAGUAGAUGGGGGUAUCGCUUACGAUUUGUACACUAUUCUCCCUGUUAUAACAGUUCCAUGGUUAGAGCAGGUAGUAGAUGGGGGUAUCGCUUACGAUUUGUACACUAUUCUCCCUGUUAUAACAGUUCCAUGGUUAGAGCAG